Molecule: messenger RNA, 933 nt
Organism: Blepharisma stoltei
Lineage: Eukaryota; Ciliophora; Heterotrichea; Heterotrichida; Blepharismidae
Source: the annotation of a GenBank genome assembly
AUGAACUCUAGAGGAAACAAUCGGAGUUUGAACAGCGAAGAUGUCCCUAAAACUUAUUCUAUUUGGCCAUUUGCACCAGUGUAUUUACUAUAUAGAGAUGAGGCGAAAAGAGGAGGGACUGCCCCAGGGCCUUGUGUAAGCUCACUUUCGUGUUAUCCUCAAAAAAUGCCAGUUAGCUCACAAAAGUAUUCUGUCAAUUCUAUGAAUUCUCUGCAAGGAGUGCCUUUUUCUCAUGAAAAUAAUAAGAUUUCUGUAAGAGGAUCUGGGUGGAAUUCUUCAAUAGCAGGUCCUAUAAAGGCAAGCUCGCUUUUAAUGCCAGAUGACAAACCAAAAACUGCAAAACAUGCAGAGGUCAUUAAGCGUCCAGUAACUUUUGGCUUCAAAAUAUCAGGAUUAGAAAAAAUCAGUGAAACACCAGCUUCUAGAGAAGUAGAUCAAAGAAAAUUAAGACCUUUAUCUCAGCAUAAAGAUCCUCCAAAAGCCUUAGGUUUAUAUUUACCUCCAGGCACUUGUACACCUCCAGACACACGUUCGCUUAUGUCAGACAAAUGCUGAAAUUCAAGAUCAAAAAGAGGCGAAUCCCGAAACGAUCAACAUAAUAUAGAAAAAAGGAUUGAGCCUCCUAAUACUGCUUUCCCAAUUUGUGAAGAGCAUGAAAGACCAAAAACUCAAGGAAGGCCAAGAACAAAAAUAAGAAACAAAGGACCUAUGAAAAGUCCUGCGUUUGAUGAUAAUAUGUUUAAGAGACCUGCUAGUGGCAAGUUAUAUGAUGUACCUAUAAUUAUCAAUAGAGACGAGAAAAUAAGCAGAAGGGUUUUAAGUGCGAAUUUGACAGCUGGAAGAUCACCUAAUAUGAGGCAGCCAUCAUUUAAAACUACUCCACAGUUUCAGUCAUCCCUGGAUUCGGGGUUUUUAAACUUAUUCAAUAUGUAA